Messenger RNA from Neolamprologus brichardi, 1291 nucleotides. RefSeq names its product synaptophysin-like 2a (gene sypl2a). The record is from RefSeq and is a predicted model, not a curated record. Gene Ontology annotation, cellular component: synaptic vesicle; synaptic vesicle membrane. NCBI's taxonomy places the organism in Eukaryota, Metazoa, Chordata, Actinopteri, Cichliformes, Cichlidae.
CCGUGCACAGUUGAGACUGCCCCCUGCUGUUAGCUCCUAUGUCGUCGGCAGAAAGCAGACGGAGCAACUUGAAGUUAGCUUUCCAUGCAAACUGACAAAAGUAGUACCGGGACACUGACUGCUAGUUUUUACACACUUCGAUGGACACUGUUCAGAAAGCGAUGGCUGGGUUUUCUCUGGACCUUGGACCGCUGAAGGAACCUUUGGGAUUUAUUCGUGUCCUCGAAUGGGUCUUUUCAAUCUUUGCCUUUGCCACCAUCGGAGGGUACACUGGGACGACCCACCUCACAGUCAGCUGUCCAGACAGUGACCGACCUGUGGAGGCGUUUUUUGCCUACCCGUUCAGGUUGGCAAUGAAGCCGUAUUGUCCACUACUGUGUAACGGCUCGUGCACUGAGACCUAUCUGCAGGGCGACUUCUCCUCUUCAGCGCAGUUCUUUGUGUGUGUUGGUGUGUUUGCCUUCCUUUACUGCACCGCCACACUCGUAGUCUACCUGGGCUACCGGAGCGUCUACCUGCAGACCAGCCGUGGUCCCGUCAUAGACCUGCUGCUGACCGCUGCCUUUGCCUUCCUCUGGCUCGUGUCCUCCUCGGCCUGGGGCAAAGGCCUGACCGACGUUAAAUACGCCACUGACCCCAACCACCUGGUGCUGCUGUGUGGCAGCUGUAAAGCAGGAGAGUUUCCUUCCAUGGGCAGGCUCAACGCCUCUGUGAUCUUUGGCUUCUUGAACCUGAUCCUGUGGGCAGGUAACUGCUGGUUCAUUUACAAGGAGACUCCGUUCCACAAGCUCCCUGCCCCCCCCAGCCCCACGCAGGAAGGCGGAGCCCCGGGACCCUAAUCAUAUAGUUAGGGUUCCCCAGCACAGCCAUGCACGCUUAAAGAAAAGCUUGAUGUCCCACACUGAUGUAGAGAACCCCCCCCAGUGAAACGCUGGUGUUUAGCAGCCCCCUCCAGCUUUAACGUGUCAGGACCCUCAGCUCACACUCACAGCAGCUCCCAGCAGGACCCAACAUCUGCUCUGGAUCCAGCUGCUGCUGGCCUGCUGCCUGAAACCGUCACACUACAGUCUGUUUGAAACACUCGUGUGUUGUGAAGCUGCUUACACACUGUGUGCUUCCUGUUUCACUGCAGUACUGUUAUACUACACUGUGUCCAUGUAACACUAGUAACAUUAUUUAUGUUUGACUCUGAAGUUUCACUGUGCAGCAGCAGCGUGAUCACAGCACUGACUGUUUGUGUUGUUGAUGCUGGAAUUGUGUUGAUGCAACAGGAGAAAAAGACUGAAACGUG